Ruditapes philippinarum (Manila clam) is the source of this 6610-nucleotide messenger RNA. Its product is annotated as G-protein coupled receptor GRL101-like. Lineage: Eukaryota; Metazoa; Mollusca; Bivalvia; Venerida; Veneridae. The transcript has 11 exons. The record is from RefSeq and is a predicted model, not a curated record. Gene Ontology annotation, cellular component: membrane. Bases 344 to 3259 code for a protein of 971 amino acids. Gene Ontology annotation, molecular function: protein binding; G protein-coupled receptor activity; protein-hormone receptor activity. Gene Ontology annotation, biological process: G protein-coupled receptor signaling pathway.
AAAUAUUCUUCCUGUCGCAUCUGAAUUGGUGAAUAAAAAAUCACACACACAACAUGAAAUGAAAAAUAUACAUAUGAAUUAAGUACAAUUUUUAAAAGAUUUAUUCUUGUUUCAGGAGAAAUAUGAUAGCAAACUAGGAUUCCAUGAGGCGACAGCUGUUGACAAUUUAAAUAAUGAAUUUGGGUAUUCAUUUUGUCAAUACAGAGAACACGUAUAUACAUACUUUUCUACAGACAACAUUCAAGUUGAAAUUCUCAAGAAGGUAAAUUGCGAUGGAAGUGAGGUCACAAAUGACUGGCCAUGGCAGACUGAACCGGCAUACACAGUUUAUCCACUUAUUUGCAUGUAUGAGUUCAAUGCGACCGGUGAGUUCUUUUAUUGUAAAAGAGACGACAAAGCCAUACCACAGUCGAUGAUGUGUAUAUAUGCCGUAGAUGCCAGUGGUUACAUGACUGGAUGCAGAUCUGGAGACCAUUUACAACAUUGCGAAAAUUUCACUUGUCCAGCAAAUACAGUCAAAUGUCCAGGAAGUUAUUGUAUUGAACAACGAUUUCUUUGUGACGGACAGAAUGAAUGUCCUGGAGGAGAAGAUGAACAAGACUGUACUUGUGAGGACUCGGAUAGAGAAGUAAUCUUAUUUGUGGAAGAUGAAGACUCUGAGAGCAGGGAAGCAGCAAUGUAUUUAGCAAAACAAUUUUUUACAAACAGUGAGAAUAACACCGUUAAAUUGUUUUAUUUUAAGAUCCUUCAUAGCAAAAUAAAGUUCGAUAUUGAGUACAGGUUAUUGGAAAUAAAGGUAGAACGUGUUACCCGAGAACAGGAAACAGUGGAAACUGGAUGCAAGUUUAAAACAAUGGCAAGAGACUUUCUUAAACAACUGAAGUUUACCAAGCUAGAAAAAAGAGCGAUUAUUGUACUGGAAAACAGUAUUGAAUCAUCUGUUGUCGCUAAUUUAGUAUUAUCCAAUAUUUCAGAGCCAUCGUUUUCAAUAUAUCGGGUGAUAAAAGAUUUCAGUUCUUCAGUAUAUAAAGAUAACAGAUACAAAUUUGUAAAGGAUAUACAUAUCAGUAAAUGGAGUUCUCUAUUUUUGAUUGGUUUUAGACGAUUUCCAGAAAUAUGUUCAGAGGCAACAAUCGUACCAUGUGAUGGAAAGUACAGAUGUUCAUCUAGUAAGCAAUGUAUACCAUUUGAACAAGUAUGUGAUGAUGUCAUUCAUUGCAGAAAUGGUGAUGAUGAACGACUUUGUGAUUCUGUAUGUCCGGAGAAAUGUAAAUGUACGGGUGAUGUAAUCAAUUGUCAUGCAGCCGACAUAUCAAUGUCUGAUAUUUCUUCGUUGACUGUACAGGCUAGAAGUCUUGAUCUAAGUAAAAAUUCAAAAAUUAAAAUAAUACCUAAACACAAUUUAAGUUUUCCUUUUAUGUUUCGACUUAAUAUUUCAUCAUGUGACAUUCAUUAUAUUGAGGAAAGGGCUUUCUUUGACUUGAUAAACUUGUUAUCGUUAGAUCUUAGCAACAAUAGAAUACAGCGAUUACCCGAUAUGGUAUUUAGCAAGCUUUACUAUCUAACCUAUUUGAAUCUGGACAAAAAUAUAGAAUUAACAAAGAUUUCAUCAACUGCUUUUCAAGGUUUGGAAUCAGUAAGAAGCUUAAAAAUUUCCGGCACAAAUCUGAAAAAAAUAAGUUCACUUACCUUCUCUGGCUUGCAGUUGGACAGUAUCGACAUUUCUUUCAACAAAAUAGAAGAAAUUGAAGAUUUUGCGUUCAACAACUCGCUUGUUCAUAAAAUUAACUUUGAAGGCAAUAAAGUUAUAAAAUUCGGAAAAUUUAUAUUUAACGGCGUCACAUCACUUCGUGAGCUUCAUACACCUGCAUUUAAAUUUUGCUGUAUCCGACCUUGUUAUCUCCCUGAAGAAGACUGCAAACCAUUGAAGAAUGAGUUUUCCUCAUGUGAAGACCUGAUGAGAAACUCUGUACUUCAAGCAGUCCUUUGGAUAGUUGGGUUGGCUUCAUUGUUAGGAAACCUAUCGUCAAUUAUCUACCGUCUUGUGUACGAUCGUGAAAGGCUAAAAUUAGGUUAUGGCAUAUUUGUAACUAACCUUGCAGUUGCAGAUUUUCUGAUGGGUGUUUACCUCAUCAUGAUAGCAGUUGCUGAUUCACUUUAUAGAAACAGAUAUAUUUUUGUGGACGAUGAAUGGAGAAACAGUAAUUGGUGUAAUACUGCCGGAGUUUUGUCUACAAUUUCAUCUGAGGCUAGCGUCCUCUUUCUUUGCUUGAUAACUUUAGAUAGACUUUUAGUGAUCAAGUUUCCGUUUGGAACUGUGAGGUUUGGACCUAUGAAGGCCUAUAUCUCUUGUGCACUGUGUUGGUUCAUUUCCAUCAUCCUAUCGGUCAUUCCAAUUCUUUACACAAGUCAUUUCCAAAACAAAUUCUACUCUAAAACAGGGGUUUGUAUUGCAUUGCCUUUAACACGAGAUAAACAUCCAGGGUGGAUUUAUUCUGUGUCAAUUUUUGUCGGCCUGAAUUUUUGUACUUUCAUUCUUGUUGCCGUAGGACAAAUCUCAAUAUUCACUGAACUUCGACGAUCAACAUCAGCUUUGAAGAAGACACAAAUAUCAAGAAGACGUGACUUAAAAGUUGCAAGAAAUCUUAUACUGGUUGCAACAACUGAUUUCCUGUGUUGGUUUCCGAUAGGUGUGAUGGGUAUUUUAGCCUUGAACGGAUUUCUGAUUCCAAGUGAUGUUUAUGCAUGGUCAGCUGUUUUCAUUUUACCAAUAAACUCUGCUCUUAACCCAUUUUUGUAUACAGUGACAGCAAUAAUCGGGAAGAAGAGUUUUAAUCCAAGCCUUGAUGAGCAGAGUCGAACAGCGGCCCAGAAAGAAAUUGGUAGCGCCAUUUUAGAAUACCAGCAAUUUAGCAGAUCUGUGCGGAUGAUAAGUGAACUUGUACCAGUUGGGACGAAACGUAGUAUUCAAGAGAUUCUUAAUGAUGACAGUUGCUUGUCAGUCAAUAUUGUUGUGGCUGUGUGCAAACAACUUGCCGAUUAUCUCCGUCUAUUCCAUGAGAGUUUUAUUGCUAUAGAUCAGAUUUGUGAGGAAAACAUUUACAUAACGGAGUAUAAAAGAAAGGUUACCAAACCAAUUGUUGUAAUCGAUGCCAAAGCGUCAUUAGCUGCUGAUGAAAGAGCUCUACAGGAAAAUAUUCGCCAAUUUGGUAGCAUUCUGCAAAAACUUAUCUUAAAAUAUGAAAAGGGUUUAAAGUAAAGAGUAGUAUUCAAUGGAAAGAAGUUGUCUCUGUUACGAGGCAUAUGUACAGACAAAAAUAAGUGUUGGAGCACCAUACUUAAUACCGUAUUCCGGUAUAUACUUUGUAAUUAUGAAUUCUGCAAGCGUUUAGAGGUACUGCGUACUGCUUCUACACUGUACACAGUAUAGACAUUUUAUUCGUACUGGAUGAUGUGAAUAAGAAAUUCAAAUUACUUGACUGUUUUUUCUGUAUAUAGAUAUUUUAAAUUCCAUGUGACGUACUGUUUUUGUUUUAGAUAUCUUUGUAAAUAAACGUUAAUUGUACUGUCAUUAUGUCAUAAAAAUUUCAUACUGUGUCAGAUUACAGUCGGAACAACUCGGCUUUUAUUUCAAAUAAUCUAGGACUUAAUACGGAUUGAAAUAACAAAAUGUAGUUCUUCAACGUGGGUUAAGAUGUAAUAAAAAAAACAAAGGGUGCAAUCUUUGAUAAUAUGUUACAAAUUGUCAUACCUAACAUCCACAGGAAUAUAAAGUAUAUUGAGGUAAAAUAAAUAUUGAAAAUACAAUGUAUGUCUUUCAAUCAUAAUUAAUUUAAAAAUGCCAACUGAAAACCAAACACAAAUUCAUGUCAACAGGUUUCAACAACCAUCAUAAUAAGUAUAUGAAAAAUGUACUGCUUACUUUUAUAUCUAUGAAUUUACUUUAUAUUAGUGAACUUUUACUCGAUAUAUUUGGAAAAAAAUAAGUCAAAUCUCUUAGCAUUAAAUUACUAUUUACUUAGCGUAGGUAAGACCAAAAUACCUUAUCCGUUCUGUGCAGUUCGAAGUUCUUAUCCGAAGUUUGACAGGAAGGGCCGUAAAGUUACAAUUGUGUAAAAUCAUUGCUGUCUUAAAUAAGUUUGUUGUUCCAUUGUUGUUGCUAGUUUGUCAUUUUUAACAAUAUGUUUACUUAUUCAAUAUUCAUAACAUCGUAUAAAAAUCAAUAAUGUUAACCAUAGGAUACGUUACCGCUGUUAAAAAAAUAUAUGCAUUAAAUGUGUUUACUUUGUCAAUGAUGUUGUAAUUUUUUAAUCAUUUUUUUUCCUGAUGUUGUUUAAAUUCAAUUGAAUCAUUUGUAAUUUUAUGAAUAUUAUUAAACUUAUUGUGUAGAAUGUUGUCAUCACAGUAUCAAUGUUGUUUAUUGUGACAUUACUGUAUAUUUUUCUUAUAAUUUUCGAUGUUAUUAUCCGAAGUUUGACGGAAAGGGCCAAGAAGAUGAGAUUGUGUCAAAGCAUCGUUUUACAUGUUCUUAUUAGUGUUGUAUCUGUUUUUGUGAGGAGGAGGGUAGGCAUUAUGAUUAAGGUUUUGCCUCACAAUCCUGUCAUCAUUUGUUCGAGUCCUACUCGGGUGAUAUCAAUGUACCCCUUGUAAAAUCAGUACAAAUUAGUAAGUUCAAUAAGGAUUAUAAAACUGAUAACGAAAGAGCUCUAUAAAGGAAAAUAUCCUAUAAUUUGGAAACUUAUUUCGAAAUAUGAUAAAGAUUAUGUGUGGUACACAAAAAGUUACAAUACAAAAUGCAGACUUUUAGUUAUAUAUAUUGUUUAUAUCAUAUAUGCAUGUAGUGAUUUUUUAUUGUCAGCAUCUUUAUACGUAUACAUUCAAGUUAUUGUCAAGAUAUCAGUGUCAAAUCAUAGUUUUGAUGUUUGUGGAUAAAACGCCUUACGCUGUAGUUUCUUUUUUAUGCCAUAGUUUAUUGUAAAUAAAGUUAACUUUAUUUGUUUAGAUUAUAAAUAUUGUUGUUUUCAUAGAUACUCGUCAUGGUACCUUUAAGUGGGAUUAAUACGCUUUUUCUUGCUAGACAUGUUUGUUAGUAAUAAGUCAUUCUUGUUUCAGUUUAAAGUGGAAAAUGUACGUUGAUGGACAUUCAAUAAAGGCCCAUUAUGCCUUAGAAACUCUUUUAUUUUAUUUUACAAAAACCUUUUAAUGUUAGUACACUUUUAUAAUAGUAUCCCAAAAGGUACUCAUUAGCAUUUUACCUGAACCAGUUUUUUAGUAUUUUGCUUGUUGGCAGUAAGUUCAGUUAGAGUAAAUCGGUAUUUUGUAUAUAAUUCAAAUACUUGUAUACAAUACUUUGUGAAAAGUUUGCUACUUUUAUGACAAAUUAUUUCACGUUAUUGGCUAAUAUUCUCUAAAACCAUUAUCUUAACAUCAUAAAGUUCAUGUUUUCCCUUUCUAAAGAAUUACUAAAAAUGUGUAUAGGAAAAGAACAAUGAAGAGAUACCCUCGAAUGCUUUACAAUACUAGUUGUAAAACUGAUUGCCUCUGCUUCAGACUCCAUAUUUUUUUUAUUCACAAAAGCGAAUUCGAUGGGUUUUUUUUAUAGAUUUUGUGUUGUUUGUUUGUGUUGUUUUGUUGGUGUGGGAGUAUGUCUUCGGUCUGUUCAAAUUGUUUAUUUCAAGGUGAUUGAGUGCAUUUAUGUGCAAAGGAACAUAUGUGUUGUAGAAAGAUCUUUAGGAUCAAUUUUUUCGCAUAUUUCUAUUUGAAUUGAUAAAAACAUCUUGAUAUAACAGUGGUGACAGAGUUUUAUAAUAUUUUUUUAAAAUUGCCCGAUAUUAAUAUCAUUUUUAAAUAGUGUUUGUUUUUAAUGUUUUAACCGGCACAAAAUGCCGUGUGUUGUAUUUUAGUCAAUAAUUAAUAUAACAAAUUUAUUCAUAAUACCAGGUAACUGUUGACUUAAUAAGGAAGUAAUGUUUAGUCAAAUGAUCUUUAAAGACACAAUAUGCCCUGAAAUAAAAAAAAAAUAACAUGUAAUUAAAGAUUAAAUAUUGUCUAAUAAUGGUUUAAUAAUAAAUUUCAACAUGUUAGAUGUUAAGAAACUUAAAAAAGUAUCGCUUAAUGUGCAGUUAUAUGCCGAUGAUAUAGUAAAAUGUAAACAAAGUAGUAUUAUGACUUCCAUAAAAAAUACUCAAAUAUUCACUAUAAUUGUACCCAUUUCCAAAGAGCAAUGGAAUCAAAAGAUUGUUCUUCUAAAUAGCCAUUUAGUAAAUAUUUUCGAAACGUAAAACAAAUAUCAUAAAAUAAAAAAGUUUUUCAGAAAAAAAAUGAUAGCAUUUCAGAGACCUUAUGGGCCUUUCAACGUCUCUUCAAUUGAUCAAAUUGGCAAAUUCGAAUUGGUAUCAACAAUAAAUAUCCAACGGGAAUUCUGACCGUAAAAUUAAUUUCAUAUAUACAUAUAUCUAUACAAUACAGAAUUGAUGCGAUAAAAUAUACCAUCAAGAGUUUUUAGGUUACCAUGCUAAAACAAUAUAUAUACAAAACAUACUGUACUUGUAUCAUGUUUAUUGCUAAGAAUCUAUGUAGUCAUUUCAGUGUAUUAAAUAUUGUACGCAAA